Microsporum canis CBS 113480 is the source of this 1518-nucleotide messenger RNA. RefSeq lists its product as hypothetical. The record is from RefSeq and is a predicted model, not a curated record. The transcript is spliced from 2 exons. Gene Ontology annotation, molecular function: protein binding. The coding region runs from base 1 to 1518 and encodes 505 amino acids. Lineage: Eukaryota; Fungi; Ascomycota; Eurotiomycetes; Onygenales; Arthrodermataceae.
AUGGACGACCCUGUGUUCAAGAAACCCUUUCUCCCGAUUAAGCGAGCUCCGAUUGUGUCGGUUGAGGCAUUGCUAGAUGAGCCGUUGCCAGUGGAAUUGCCGGUCAAGGUGUGGUUUUAUGUCAUUUGCCUAUCCACUGCUGAGAGGCUUUGUGGUCCCUAUAGGCUUAGGAGACUGCUUCUCAAUAGGUCCGCUGAUGAUCUUAUGUGUAAGGUCGCCGUUCCCGAGAUACAUCCACUGUCAGAUGCCUUUAUGGAAGCCACUGAGCCGAAGGUACCUUCAGCAUCGUCUUCUCCGAAUUUGUCAGAGCUAUCAGCUACGUCACAUGUUUGGACACAACCGGCCUCGCCUGUAGGCCAAGCAUCGAUGGCCCUGGAUGGACGGCUCGAAGCAAGCCCAAACACAGUGUCAAAUAUGCUUGGACAACUGCGUGAUGGAGAACUCCUUCCGCGGGAAACGAUUCAACUAGCUGCUGUGGAUACCUUUUCUAUAGCUAAGGGCCAAAAUUCAAAACGCAAGAGAGACGAAGAAAGCCUCAAUGACGAUAGUUCUAAUGAUGAAAGGCCUUUGAAACUCUCAAGGUCUAGUGACGAAGAUACCCCGAGCCUCCAGCCAUCCUCGCCGAACAACUCUGAAAAAUACAAACCUCAACUCAUUUAUCUCCCCGCCGAGAUACACAGGGGAAUUAUCGACAAGCUUGAUUUGUUAGACAUAAUCCACCUUGGCCUUACAUCACGGUAUUUUCUUAGGCUGCUCGCAAACCACCUCAGGUUGAUUACUACUAGAAACUUGGGGAAAUGGGCGGGAGAGAGUAUUUUAUGCCUUGGAGACGUGAUUGAACAAGAUGACUUUCCUCCAGCCGUGUUCAAGGACCCUCAUCUUCAAUAUAUCUUUGCCCCCGAGCUAGACAAACUCAUCGACACUGAGCACCCGACUCUGCUCGAGUAUUUACGUGAAUGCGGCCCUGUUUUCCCUCUUUCUGUUCCUUCUCCGUUAGAUUGCGGGUUUCUUCAUUCGGAAGGGUUCAACGAUGAGUUUUACACACUGCCAGUUACCGUUAUAAGUGAAAUGAUUGAUCUACUCUGCCCAUCCCCAAGUGACUUUUAUCCAACAGAUGCCCACUGGGUGCUCAGAAACCUCACAACCAAAGAGUAUGCCCUACUAGACGAGCCAUAUGGACAACGCCACCAGAAAGCCUGUUUUGGCCUUGGAGAUCUGAUUCUCCUGCGGACAUGUUGGUCCAGCAAACCUCCAGCGGGACUUCAAGUCGACGACAAGAAACCGAUACACCGAGGUAUAUGGGCCGGCCACCGCUUCGAAAUUGUACAAUUGUAUAACCAUAAUCGAGAAAUGAUAUCAGAGAGUAGGGAUAACGAGCGGCGGCGCAGACUAGGUGUCCCAAUCGAGAAAACCUGGAAGGACGCCACUGCUAGUUUAUUGAAUGAGCUAUCUGGGCUAUGGGCUCGUGAGUGUGGUCGCUAUUGGGAAGCACUUACGUGGCACCGGCCUGUGAGGUGA